Molecule: messenger RNA, 3319 nt
Organism: Epinephelus moara (kelp grouper)
Lineage: Eukaryota; Metazoa; Chordata; Actinopteri; Perciformes; Serranidae
Gene: rims3
Product: regulating synaptic membrane exocytosis 3
Exons: 7
Coding region: 223-1197 (324 amino acids)
Biological process (GO): regulation of membrane potential; calcium ion-regulated exocytosis of neurotransmitter; positive regulation of synaptic transmission
Cellular component (GO): cytoskeleton of presynaptic active zone; presynaptic membrane
Molecular function (GO): transmembrane transporter binding; small GTPase binding
Source: RefSeq, a predicted model, not a curated record
UGACCAGCAGCCCUGAGCGGAGCAACCGUCCAGCAAAGCGCCGUGCAGCACAGCAAAAAUAAAACCCAAACGAUGACCUUCUUACAGAUUCGACAGAAGCAAACAAUCAUUUGACAACUUCCGACCCCACACCUUGCCUUCGCCGCUCCUUGCUGUAAGCGCCCACGCUCCAACUUUCCUCCCCCUCCCCCCAGCCUAUCGGCCCUCCAGUCCAGCAGGACCAUGAUGCUCAGCAGCUCUGUGGAGGUGCCCAGCCCGGGUGGGCUGAGCGGCCUUAGCGGGCUCAGCGCGGCAGCUCGGAACGUGGUGCGCUCUUCCAGCAUCUCGGGGGCCAUGUACAGCCUGGAGAAGAGUCCCGGCAGCGGGGGACCGGACUCCGCAUCAUUGGCUGGCAACAAGAAACGGCGCUCCAGUCUGGGUGCCAAGAUGGUGGCCAUUGUGGGGUUGUCACAGUGGAGCAAGAGCACACAACAGCUCAACCAGCAAGAUGGUGGGACGAAGAAGCUUCGCAGCACCAUCCGGCGGAGCACAGAGACCGGCAUCGCCGUGGAAAUGAGGAACCGGGUGACACGGCAGGGCAGCAAGGACUCAACUGACGGCAGCACCAACUCAAACAGCUCCGACGGAACGUUUGUCUUCCCUACCACACGCCUGGGGCCUGAGAGCCAGUUCAGUGACUUCCUGGAUGGACUAGGCCCCGCUCAGAUCGUAGGCCGGCAAACACUAGCUACACCCCCCAUGGGGGAUGUCUAUGUAGGCAUGGUAGACAGAGGAGGGCAGCUGGAGGUGGAGGUCAACCAGGCCAGAGGGUUGAUCCCAAAACCAGGCUCCAAGAACAUACCAGCGACUUACGUGAAGGUGUAUUUGCUGGAGAAUGGCGUGUGCCUGGCCAAGAAGAAAACCAAAGUCGUGAAGAAGAAUCUGGACCCCACCUACCAGCAGGCUCUGUUGUUUGAUGAGAGUCCUCAGGGCAAAGUCCUACAGGUAAUCGUGUGGGGGGAUUACGGGCGUAUGGACCACAAGUGCUUCAUGGGAAUGGCCCAGAUCCUUCUUGAGGACUUGGACCUGUCUGCCACAGUCAGCGGCUGGUACAAGCUGUUCCCUACCUCCUCUCUGGCAGAUCCCAGCAUCGGACCCCUCACCAGACGCCUCUCCCAGUCCUCCCUGGAGAGCGCCACCAGCCCCUCGUGCACCUAGACACCCAGUAGACACGCACAUGCACGGGCACAGGCAGAGUCAUGCAGACACGGACACACGUACUGUAUAUACACAACGACUGUAUUAGAAGUGCAAGACAGGUAGGCAUACACACACAUACACAUACACACAGAUAGAUGCAGGUAGACACAUUUGACAUACAGGUGCAAAUACCCGAUCUCAUCCACAUGAAUACACACACUGACACUACGUCCAUACUCUCACACACUGAUCAGUAUUUUAGUUGAGAAAACCGCGAGCAAAUCCAACUUGAAGUAGACUUACGUUACCAGAACAUGUAGCAUUUCUCGCCAUCCCAUUUCGACAUCUCCUACCAUGACACAGCGAUCUGCCGGGUGCCAUAUUCUGCAUUCCAAGGUACCAGAUAUCCGUGGCACGACUCAUCCCAGGGCCAUCCCGAUGCCAGUUUCUAAACUCUCUAUGCCAAACUAAGAAAAAAAACUUUAUUUUUUAAAACCAAAGCAAUUGUUAUUGUUGUUCUUAUUGCUAUAGGUCGUAGGUGAACUAGUAUACAAUAUUAAGUAUGGAUAUGUAGCAGAGUCAAUGACUUAGAUGUAAUGCAAAAAAAGAAGAUACACUCUACACACACGGGCUGAGAACAGCAGGCCAAACACAAACACACCUGGGCAACAGGCUUGGAUGUUCACAUAAUGGCUAUUAUGUGAGGUAGCAGCACUGCUAUUCUAUAAUUUUCACAGGGCAGAGUUUAUAUAUAGAUAUACAUAUAUAUAUAAAUAGAUAGUUAAAUACUUAUUUGUGUUUAUGUAUGUAUCGGCUGCAUUCUGCAUGUUUGCUUGCAACCCUUGUAGAGACAUUUUGGAGUGCUUCGAUUUUUUUAUUUCGCUUGCCUCGACCAAUGUAACACGAGUAUAGCGCCACUUUAUUUUGCAAAACAGCACUGCACUGAGUUAGGGAGAAUGAUGGGUGACGGGGGGAGCGCUAUCAUCGCCAUCUGCAGAAGAAGAGAACAAAUUAGUCAGCCAGCUACCCAUUCACUGAUGAACAAAGUUUCUGAUCCUGCCUUCAUGUUUUACAGUAAAAGACUGUUGCACCACACAGGGCACGCAGCACAAAGGCAGUCUGGGAUAUGUGUUCGGCUCCAGUCUGGGGCUCUUGUGUUCCACAUGCAGGGGGUGCCACAGUCACACUCUUUCUCUCUCUGUAUACCAGCACCCAGACUUCCUGUUGAUUUCCCUGUUUCGAUGUCAUUUUAUUUCUUCCUGAUUUAUAAAGGGGGGCUGGAAGUUUGCCUGUGUCUCACAUGCAAACACACACACAGCUGGUACCAACUUUAACCCUCCUACUUUCUCUUGGGUCACCCCUCUGCGUCAGACUGACUGUAACUAAACCUGUUGUAAAUGUUGUAAACACGUAUUCCAAAUGAGUUCUUCUUUUUGAUAUCUGACUAUAUUACGCCAGUGUUACUUUUCUAGCAGGUCGAUUGUGAACCUGCCAUGUACGGUAGUUUCAGGUGCAACAUGCUCCUCAUCAUAUAUCCUGUCAGGCAGCAUCAUUGUGUUUAAGAUAGCACUUUACUGUAAUAUGUGUGUUAUGUUUAUGAAUCACAAACAUGCAGAGGUCGACCACCUGUUUAUUUUUUUUAUUUUUUAUUUGGUCAAAUCUAGUCUUUUAAUCGAGUGCCAGCAUGGAAAUGUAACUCCAGUGUGAAGGACAGCUGAAACAGGUCAGUUCUGCCACUGAUUUUCGACAUCUGAGCAAUCGUGAUCGUAAAUUAUUUGCAAAAAGCUUCAAUCUUUUACAACAUAAGCUCUUAAAAAACACAGUUUUGUGUAAAUAGGUACAUUUCACUCUUGAAAACGCAUGUCUUGAAGGAUAAAGACAUGUGUCCAUAAUUAUAUAUAAUUAUAUAUAAAGAAAAUUCUUGUGCAUUUUAUAUAUUUAAAGUUUCUUCUUUAAAUAAAAAACAAAAUGUUUUCGUUAAAGGUAUUCUAUGCAGGAAUUUCCCUAAUAAUUCCUUUCGAUUAUCACAUGAACGACUAGAAGUGCGAUGCGCUGUAUUUCUGCCUCUGUUUCCUUAUAUUCUUAUUAUUUUGCUUUGUUCAGGACAUUGUUGGGCACAGCGCACAGGUGAGGUUAAAGG